Molecule: messenger RNA, 1052 nt
Organism: Cryptococcus deneoformans JEC21
Lineage: Eukaryota; Fungi; Basidiomycota; Tremellomycetes; Tremellales; Cryptococcaceae
Exons: 6
Coding region: 121-894 (257 amino acids)
Cellular component (GO): plasma membrane
Molecular function (GO): acetate transmembrane transporter activity
Source: RefSeq, a predicted model, not a curated record
CAAACAUCUUAAAUUUCCCUCAACACUUUCCACUUUCUACUCUCAACAGAUUCCUCUCUUCUGUAAAGCUACAUACUCCCCCAGCUAUCAUCAGCACCACCAGCGCACAAUCUUCUGACAAUGUCUGAAACAAAGCUCUCCAGCGGUCACGAUGAUGUAGUAGAACGACACUUAACAAACGACAACGCGUCCUUCGCACCCUCCAAUGGUGCUACUGGUUAUCACGGAACAGGCGGACCAAUGACAAGGUUUAUAACUCCGGGAGGUCAUCCCAUGGACACAAGUCAGCCAGCCUUCCCCGUAUUCCACAGGAAAUUUGGCAAUCCCGCCCCUUUGGGUCUGAUCAGUUUCGCAGCCACAACAUUUCUGCUUUCCCUAUUUAACAUUUCAACUCGAGGUAUCACCGUACAUAACGUGAUACUUGGCAUGGCCUUAGGCUAUGGAGGUCUUUGUCAGAUCAUCGUGGGAAUCGAAGAAUGGGCAUGCGGCAACACUUUUGGUGCAACGGCGUUCUGCUCUUACGGCGGCUUCUGGCUUUCUUUCGCAGCUCUUUACAUUCCACAAUUUGAAGUGCUCGCUUCGUAUGACGAUCCAGCCAUGCUUGACAACGCAUUGGGUCUGUAUCUUGUAGCUUGGGCCCUCGUGACAUUCAUCCUAUUGCUUGCCUGUCUUCGAUCGUCCGUCGCCCUCAUUUGUGUAUUCGUUUUCCUCGACAUCACCUUCUGGUUGCUCGCCGCGGGCUAUUUGGCACCCAGCACUAAUGCUACCAAGGCUGGCGGCGCUUUCGGUAUCUUAACUGCCGCGGUUGCUGCAUACACAGGGCUUGCCGGGAUGCUUACCAAGGAUACCAGCUACUUCAUUCUUCCUGUCGGCGACCUUUCUCAUAGCACCUGAGUGUUUGCUUUCAGGCUACUUCCAGAUAGGUUGUAAUACUCUGCCGUGGUCGUUUCAAAUCGCGUUGAUAGUGCUGUGCGAGAAGUGUUAAAUAUUAGUUGGCCAGCCUUAUUAAAGCUGUGUACAAGUCAAAAAUAUCAUUAUGAAGUCGUUAAACU